CCACAAUAAACGGCCAGCCAGCCAGCCAUCAGUCAGUUCGCCCACACAGCCAUCACAGCGCGCAGUGUUUUGUUCAGCCUUUGCUCAGCAUCGUUUACUGCAGUCUAGUUUCUGUUUCUUGCAAUGUCGCGGCUUGCGCAGGAUUCAUUCAUCUCCGACGACGAGGAGGAAGUCUGUCCUCUCUGCGUCGAGGAGUUCGACAUCUCCGACAAGGGCUUCAAGCCGUGUCCGUGUGGAUACCAGGUUUGCCAGUUUUGUUACAACAACAUCCGCCAGAAUCCACAGCUCAACGGCCGUUGUCCUGGAUGUCGAAGGCCAUACGACGACGAGUCUGUUGAGUACAGGGUCGUCACAGCCGAAGAAUGGCGACAGGACCACCAAAAACAGACCCGUCGUGAGAAGGAAAAGAGGCAGAAAGAGAGAGAGCGCAAGGAAAUCGAACAGGCCUCCCGAAAGCAUCUCUCUGGUAUGCGUGUCAUCCAGAAAAAUCUCGUGUAUGUCGUCGGCCUCAACCCGCAUAUACCACACGAAGAACUCCACAACACCCUCCGUGGCGAUCAGUUCUUUGGACAGUACGGAAAAAUUCAGAAAAUCGUUGUCAACCGCCGAAAUGGCGGUGCUGGAAAUGGUGGCAUCGGUGUCUAUGUCACCUAUUACAGAAAAGAGGAUGCUGCCAAAUGCAUCGCCGCAGUCGAUAACUCCACCAACGAUGGAAAGAUCUUGAGAGCUGCCUACGGAACCACUAAAUACUGCUCCUCAUACCUGCGCAACCAGCCAUGUCCCAACCCGAACUGCAUGUUCCUGCACGAGCCUGGUGAGGAGGCCGAUUCGUACACUCGACAGGACCUCUCUACCAUUCAACACGCCGCCAGACAAGGCGACAGCAAAUCGGGGCUUACACGGCAAACAUCAGCAAAGACCACCUCCUCCUCCACCAAGGCUGCAGACGACAACCAUGCCGAGUCUACUGAGUCCUCUGCUCUGCCCCCGACUGCUUCCUGGGCUGCGAAAGCCUCACCUCCCAUGCAAAACUCCAAGCUUACGCGGCCAUCUCAGCAAACUGCUUCGCCAGUGAAGGCUCCCGCCAUCUCACAGGUAACCAACAAUGCUCCAACUGCCUCGGAAACCACCACAAUAACUUUGCAGAGCGAUCCACCAACCCAACCCGCAAAGCAGGAGCAGGUGCCGCCCAUCACAUUCAGCGCCGACAAAGUCCCCGAAGACCGCAAUGCCACUGUUCAGCUGUUUGAGAGUGCUUUGAAGCUGCUCUCCACUACAUCGUCUGUCAAGUUUUCGUUUUCUUCGCAGCUUCUUGCUAAAGAAGAGAUGAUGGGAGCUCAGUCUAUGCCGCCGUUGUUUGCUUUUUCAGACAAAGUUCAGAGCAGCUACCAGACUGGCUCGUCCGACACAAAAGCUACAGAGACCGGCUCAAGGCAAAGCUCUCGCUACAACUUCUUGGACAAGCCAAAAAUGACUGAGCAUCUGCUGGAGCAGCAGCAGAUGAUGAAAGGCGGUUCGGUCAUCGGCUUGCGUCCGGGUGCGACACCUCCCCCACCAGGACUCUUUGGUAACGGUCAGCGUGAGGGACAAGAGAUUCUGUCAAUGGUCUCUGGUGGCCGUUCGAAAGGUAUAUACUAGUGAUCUCUGACCACUUGUGGCCGAUGUUUGGAUGCUGAUUGCGCAGUGCCUCUUUCAAGUAAAGAGCCCCCACUUCUAGGUAACCCGUAUAUGGCUCCAUCAUCAAGUUUACAAGUUCAAUCACAAGGUGCGUAUACCAAUGCCAAAGAGUGAACGGAGGUAGACAGUAUCGGUGUGAUUUGGGCUUGUAUUAUUGUAUUUUAGUCUCAACGGCAUGCAUAUCAAGAUCUGUAGCUGCUUUGCCAGUUCUCUUAGUCCAAUAAUUACAUUUU
Myxozyma melibiosi is the source of this 1910-nucleotide messenger RNA. RefSeq lists its product as uncharacterized. NCBI's taxonomy places the organism in Eukaryota, Fungi, Ascomycota, Lipomycetes, Lipomycetales, Lipomycetaceae. Gene Ontology annotation, cellular component: CCR4-NOT complex. Gene Ontology annotation, molecular function: metal ion binding; RNA binding; ubiquitin-protein transferase activity. Gene Ontology annotation, biological process: protein ubiquitination. The record is from RefSeq and is a predicted model, not a curated record. The transcript has 5 exons. Bases 124 to 1638 code for a protein of 504 amino acids.